Messenger RNA from Triticum turgidum subsp. durum (durum wheat), 432 nucleotides. Lineage: Eukaryota; Viridiplantae; Streptophyta; Magnoliopsida; Poales; Poaceae. The record is from the annotation of a GenBank genome assembly.
AUGUGCUUCGAGUUCGGCUCGUGUUUCCGCGGCGGCAGGACGGACGACUAUGGCGGCGAGCGGUCCAACAGCAACCGCAACGAGGCCGGCGGUCAUGGACGAGGCCGCAGAGGGAACAACAACAGGAACGGCUACUAUGGCGGCGCCGACCACAAGGCGCCGCCGACGGCCUACCAGCAGCCGCCCGCCGCAGUCGAUGAGGCCGGGCACAAAGGCCUAUCACGACCACGCGCUGGCGCCGGUGCCCGCGUCGGUUACACCGCCUACGCGCAACACAAGGCUGAUAUCGAGAGGCCCAAGCUUCCCGCGUGGCACAACAAGGUCAGCGACGAGGCCUACACAGCGCGCCUCCAAGAAGCUGCUGCUGAUCACAGGAACAACGCCACCACGGAUUUCCACCAUUACCCAACUACCGCUCUCGGCAGGUACUAG